UUCUUGGCAAAAGUUGCUGACCAUUGGUCAGGAUGUCACGUGAUUUUUUCAAUUUUAAAUACUAACAUACAGAGCAUAAAUAGUAUUAUAUUUAACAGGCAUGCAAUCCGAAAUAGAUUUAUUGAGGCAACAUUUCACCGAGCUUGAGGCUAAGUACGUUAAGAUUAAGGCGGAAAAAGUUGAGCUUGAGACCCGGAAUGCCGAGAUUCCUGAACUUAAAAAGAAGGUUGCUGAGAUCGAGGCUGAGAACGCGAAAUUGAGACAUAUUAUUGAGGAGAAUGCUAGGCGUGAUGCUGAGAAUGCCGAGCACAAGGCCAGAAUCGAGGAAUUGGAGAAAAAUAGUGCAGAUACUUCAGCCGAGAAUGCUGAACUUAAGGCUAGAGUUGCGAAAUUGGAACAAGAGUCCAGACAGCCACAGAAUGAUUUCUCUCCCAAGGAACAUGUCGACAUAACAGAGUCUAUGACAGUCCAUUCACCUGCUUGUGAAACAAAUGAUGCGGUACCAGAAGUGCGGUUGUCUAUAGAUAAUCCUGUACCUGCCAGCUCUAAGUCAUCAGAAGAUAGAAAGACUGUUGCUUUCUUGGAUGAGAGGAACAAGAAAAAUGUUAGUGAUAGUAUAAGGCAGAGGAAUAGGGAGAAGAAGCUUUGCAUAGCGCCUUUCGACCAGCGUGAGUCAUCUGAAGUCGCAUUAGAAGUUGUGGCCCCUAUAACCUCUGAUCAGACUGGGUCGCACGAUGCUGAUUCUUUGUCUCCUUCAAGCUCUCUAGAAAACAAUCAUAUUUCGCAUAGUUCAUCUCAGGCAAACUCUUCUCUACCUCAUCAAUUGACAUCCUUGAGUCUAGAGAGAUUGAAACGGUACCUGGGGAAGGUCGAGAUUUGGCUCAAUUAUUUUCCGAUGCUAAAGUUGCGGAAGGUAGAACGUUAGAAGCUAAACGAAAAGAACUUGUAUGCUGGUAUAAUUAUAGCGAAUCAUAUCAAAAUAAGGUUGCAGAAAUUUGCUCUAAAACCGGUGUAGCCGAAAAAACUGCAAAGUCUCAAGUUUACGCCAUGAUCAAGGCUUCUCUACCCAAUGUUUCAGAUUCAAAUCUGUAUAAGAAGACCGAAAGAGCUGGAAGUGUUUAUAAGCUAUUCGGGAAGAUUAUCGAUCCUGCCACUAAAAAAGAAGUUAUGGGAAUCGGUAUCGAUAAAGUUUAUGGAAUUUCGUAUGGAGUAAGAGGUAUAUCAGAAUUAAGUAAUGCUCAAAUACUAAACAU
Messenger RNA from Rhizophagus irregularis DAOM 181602=DAOM 197198, 1253 nucleotides. Lineage: Eukaryota; Fungi; Glomeromycota; Glomeromycetes; Glomerales; Glomeraceae. The record is from RefSeq and is a predicted model, not a curated record.